GUUUGGGAAUCUAAUUUCGGAAAGAACAAGAACAAGGACGCUUUUAGGGGACAUUCUGGAAAAGUAAAAAAGAAACAGCUCUAUAACUCUAAGGAGAAGAAAUGGAAAACAAUCGAUGCUGAGAUAGCGUCUCUUCAGGAAAGAUACAACCAGUUUGACUCCUCAUCUGUAGAGAAAUUCACAGACUUUCCACUUUCCAAACGGACACUACAGGGCCUGGAAUUAGGCAAGUAUGAGAGUCCAACAGAAAUUCAGAAGGAAUCAAUUGGCUUAGCAUUACAGGGAAAUGAUAUUCUUGGUGCUGCAAAAACAGGAUCAGGGAAAACUCUCGCUUUUCUUAUUCCGGUAUUAGAAUGUUUAUACAGACAAAAAUGGAGUCCCAUGGAUGGUUUAGGAGCAUUGAUUAUCUCCCCUACCAGGGAACUUGCCUACCAAACGUUUGUUGUGUUACGGAAAAUUGGAAAAUUUCAAGACUUCUCAGCAGGACUAGUGAUCGGUGGCAAGCUGCUGUCGGAUGAGAUUGGACGCAUGAAUAGAACAAAUAUUGUGAUCUGUACCCCGGGCAGGUUACUCCAACAUAUGGACGAGACAGCUAACUUUACUGCUGACUCUCUACAGAUACUUGUUCUUGAUGAGGCUGACAGAAUACUAGAUUUGGGGUUUGCUCAGUCCAUGAAUGCUAUUAUAGAAAAUCUUCCCAUAGCACGACAGACUCUCCUUUUCUCUGCUACACAGACAAGGUCAGUAAAAGACCUGGCCCGACUCAGUUUACAGAAUCCUAUGUAUGUGUCUGUACAUGAAAAUGCUCAACACAGCACUCCCACUCAGCUGGAACAGAGUUAUAUUGUGUGUGAACUACAUGACAAGAUCAACUUGUUGUGGUCGUUCAUCAAGAACCAUUUGAAGUCUAAAACCCUAGUGUUCCUAUCGAGCUGUAAGCAGGUGCGUUACAUCCACAACAGUAUCUGCCAACUCAGACCUGGUGUGUCCGUCCUGGCACUUCAUGGUGCUAUGAACCAGUUAAAGAGGGUCGCUGUAUACAAUGAGUUCUGUCGCAAACAAAAUGCCAUACUCCUUGCUACAGACAUAGCAGCCCGAGGACUAGAUUUUCCAGCCGUGAAGUGGGUGUUACAGUUGGACUGUCCAGAGGAUGCCAACACCUACAUACACAGGGUCGGAAGGACAGCAAGAUAUGACACAGAUGGCGAGUCUCUACUUGUCCUGUUGCCUUCUGAGGAAGAAGCCAUGGUCCAGCUGCUCGAGGAAAAGAAAAUACCAAUUGAAAAAAUAAAGGUUAAUCCAAAGAAGUUAUGGAGUAUACAGCCCAAGCUGGAGAAUAUGUGUGCUGCUGACCCUCAUGUCAAGGAGUCCGCACAGAAGGCAUUCCUCAGUUAUCUCCGAUCAGUCUUCAUGAUGAGCAACAAAAAAGUUUUCAAUAUCCAUGCACUUGAUACAGAGAAGUUUUCAGGGUGCUUAGGUUUGGCCUUUCCCCCAAGGAUCAGGUUCCUACAGCGGGAAGAGAAACGGUUAGCAGAGAAGGCAGCAAGCCAAGCCUCUGUGCUCAAGUCAAAAGAUAAUCCUGGGAAGUCCAGGGUUCCUGAUUCCGGGGAGGAGGAGGGGGACUCGGCUGUUGGAUCUGACAGUGAUUCUGAUAUGGCUGUGAAUAGUGAUGACAUAGGUGUCAGUAGCAGCAGCAGUGAGGAGGACUCAAGUGAAAGUGAAAGUGAAAGUAAACAAUCUAAAAAUAGAACUGAAAAAAAUAAAAAGACUAGAAAUACUUAUCUUGACAAAGAGUCCAACGCUGCUAAUUUUGAUGUGGAGGAGGAAGAUGAAUUUCUUACAGUGAAGAAAAAACAUCUACCAUCUGAAGCUAAGGAAGACAAGAAAAAAGCUAAGUCAUCUGAGCAGAGCUUUGAGAUCCCAGAACGUCAGAAAAAGAAAGCUCCUACCAAGUUUGCCAUGGCCAAAAUGAUACAGAAGAAGAACAUUAUCGUCAACCAGAAGAUCACAUUUGAUGAAGAGGGACAGGCUGUGGUAGACGUGAUGAAGCAGUCCAAGGUUGAUGAGGAGCCAGAUGAAUACGAGGGUGGGAUCAGCAUCAGUGCUGCCAAAAAACGCAUGGAGAAAGAGGACAAUUUUGACAAAAAACUUGACAGGGAUCGUGUCCUUCAGAAACACAGGGAGAAACGACUAAAGCUGAAGGAAGAGAUGAGAGCAAAGAAAAAUAAAAGGAAAUAUCAGGAUGAUGAGGAAGAAGGUGAGGCUGUGUUGGGAGGGGAUGAAGAUGGAGCAAAUCCCUUGGACUUCCUGCCUGACCCUGAUAAAGUGUAUGGCCCUGGGGGUGAUAGUGAGGAGGAGGAGGAUGAGGAGGAGCCAGAGUUUGAGCCAGUUACCAAGAAACAGAGAUUGUCCAAUACAAUGGAUAGUGAAAGUGAUGAGUAUUCUGGUGAUGAAGAUGUGGCAAGUGGAGAUGAUGACGAUGAGGAUGAUGAUGAUGAGGAUGAAGAUGAUGAUGAUGAUAACACAAUGCAGUCGGCAUACACAUUAGAAGACGAUGAAGCACUAGCAUUAAAGUUACUUGGAAAAUGAAUUGUUGAUUUUUAUACAUUGAAAAAAUAAAUAUUUAUGGCAGCAGAAAA
Messenger RNA from Pecten maximus, 2639 nucleotides. RefSeq names its product probable ATP-dependent RNA helicase DDX10. The annotation marks the transcript as partial. Gene Ontology annotation, biological process: rRNA processing. Gene Ontology annotation, molecular function: RNA helicase activity; nucleic acid binding; ATP binding. The record is from RefSeq and is a predicted model, not a curated record. NCBI's taxonomy places the organism in Eukaryota, Metazoa, Mollusca, Bivalvia, Pectinida, Pectinidae. Gene Ontology annotation, cellular component: nucleus. The transcript is spliced from 19 exons.